AUGAAAGGAUCUUUAAUCAAGGGAGGAAACAAUCCCCAGUUUUUGAGCCAAUUUAAUAGAACUAGGUCUAAUAAACCGCCGCUGGGGAGAACUUUAAUUAUUACAGAAAGUUUGCCUAAAAAUCAUUAUCUUUUAUAGAUAAUGCACAUUAAUAUGGCGGAGACGAUCUCCCGACAUCUUGGCACAAUUAUCUCAAAUUGCUGGGAACACCCAGGAGGAGAAACCAAACUGAGAAAUAGAUAUGGUACCCUUCAUGCAUAUCGGGUGCAGGCUUUUCUUUGCCUCAGGGUAUUCAACCCUGGGACAUAUGAGUUUUUAGCUCAGGUGAUUCUUGGAAAGGGUAUGGUUAGUGAGAGACCUAGAGAGCAGAGCAGUGUAGACUCCUCAUAGGCCUGCAAGACGACAUAUACAAGCCUGAUACUGGAAGUUGCAUCCCGGGGAACUAGUCAGAAGAAUUUUAGAGCCAGAAAGUCAAUCCUUGUGCAAGGUCUAAGGGUGAAUAGACCUGGCAGCAAGUAGAGAAAGCUGGAGAAGAAGGAGUAACGGAAGACUUUAGACAAGCAAUGAUUAUGGAGCAGAUCGCCAAAGAAAUCGAGUAGUAGAUUGCUGAAAAGGAGAAAAGGAGCUUCUUCUGGAGAAAGGAGCUUCUUUUGGAGGAAGAAGCUUGGCGCAUAGCAGCGAUGGCUCUUGAAUCGUCUAACUGCCAAGGACCCGCAGGACUCCCUGCGUGGCAGGCCAGUAGAGGUCAUUGCAGCGGAAUUUGGUUUCUUGAAGGAGUGAUUUGCUGCCUUGACACCGCAAGCGACGAACGGCGGAUUCUAAUCUUUAUAGCUCAAAUUCUAGCAAGACAGAUUUUAACGGAACAGCUGAAAACUCUUCACUCAAAACUCUAACAGACGCAGAUAAUUUUUCAGAAGUUCUAAACAUCAAAAAAUGCUCUUCAAGCUGCAGCACCAUAAAUUUCAACUCAAAAGUGGCUCAUAUCCCAAAAAUCAAUAAACCAAAAUUGUUAUUUAAGCACUUGGUCCCAAUCAGAGCUCUAUCAAUUUCUCCAAAAUCCAAAGAAAAUAAAGAAAAUAAUAAAAUUCCUAACAUAAAAAAUUCAAAAUCUACAAGACCUAUAACGCAUUUAUGGGAUAAAUGGGAAUAUGGAGAAAAUGACAAAGAUUAUGAUUUAAAGGAAUAUGUUAAUAGGAUGUUAAAUUAA
Blepharisma stoltei is the source of this 1207-nucleotide messenger RNA. The record is from the annotation of a GenBank genome assembly. Lineage: Eukaryota; Ciliophora; Heterotrichea; Heterotrichida; Blepharismidae.